AUGGGGAAAGCUUGGAGUGCGAAGGAUGUCCCUGACCUAAUUGGUAAGGUAGUGGUUGUCACAGGAGCGAGUUCCGCGAUCGGCUUGCACACUGCUAAACACCUUGCUCGCAAGGGCGCCAAGGUGUACAUCACUGCAAGAUCGUCGUCGACGGGUUCGAAAGCGCGCCAAGAGAUCUUGAAGAGCUCUCCGCAGAUCAAAGAAGAGAACUUGGUCUUCCUCGCAUUGGAUUUGGGCUCGGUGCAGAGUAUCUCAAACUUCGUCGACGAGAUCAAAGCGAGGGAGCAGAAGCUUGAUAUCCUUGUCAAUAAUGCAGGUCUGGCCACAAAAGAUCUGGAAAAAAAUGAUGCUGGCUGGGAGUUAUGCAUGGCCGUUUGCUACGUCGGCCAUUUCAUCUUGACUAACAGCCUCCUACCUCUCUUGAAGACCGCUGCCGGAGCUCCAGGUGCCGAUGUGCGGGUAGUUACGGUCUCCUCUGGCGCGCACUCGGUCUUCCUUCCCCCGGACUAUGCUAUUGACUUCCACAAGCCAGACUUUCUGCAAGGCAAACUACCCUAUGAGCCUCUAAAAUACCGGCUCACCAUGAAGAACAUGCUUAAGAUCGACGGUCUGCGGUAUGCAAUGGCAAAGCUUGCCUGCGCUGUCUUUGCCCAGGAACUACAGCGACAUUUCGAUCAGCAAAGCCUGCCCAUCAUCUCUAUGUCAUUGGACCCGGGAAACGUGAAGAGCGACAAUGCUGUGGGCAUCUGGUCAGGCCUGGUACAGCCGCUGAUGAGAUUGACGAUGCUUGACCAAGACACGGGCUCGUUAACGUCGGUGUUCGCCGCCGUGGCGCCUGAGGUCAGAAGCCAGCCACAGAAGUACAAGGGAAAGUACAUCGCUCCCAUAGGCGUGGUCACGCCUGCACAUCCAAUUGUCAAGGAUCCGAAGCAGUGCAGCGCAUUCUGGGAUACGACUACAAGGGAAGUCAACCGCUACUUGACGGAGCAUGGACAUAAGGCCCUGAUUCCGUGGUAA
Molecule: messenger RNA, 1017 nt
Organism: Cyphellophora attinorum
Lineage: Eukaryota; Fungi; Ascomycota; Eurotiomycetes; Chaetothyriales; Cyphellophoraceae
Product: putative oxido
Exons: 4
Coding region: 1-1017 (338 amino acids)
Source: RefSeq, a predicted model, not a curated record